Messenger RNA from Gasterosteus aculeatus aculeatus (three-spined stickleback), 5111 nucleotides. NCBI's taxonomy places the organism in Eukaryota, Metazoa, Chordata, Actinopteri, Perciformes, Gasterosteidae. The record is from RefSeq and is a predicted model, not a curated record.
GAACGCGCCCCCCCCAGGUGCGCCGGGCGGGAGCAGCAGGUGACGCCGCCGCCAGGUGACGCCGCUCCGCCUCGCAUUCAGGCGGCGACGCGGAACAAUAGGAGGCAUUUUUCACCAGUGAGUAGUUCGCUCACGCGUUUCGCCGACGCGUUUUGCCCUUUGUUUCCCUAAGCGCGUGCGUGGAGACCUGCUGGUUGGGACCGGCCCACCUUGGAUGCGCCCGGUGCUUUAUAUGCGGGCCUUUGGCGGGUCCCGCGCGGACACCGACGGGCCGUGAUGGAGUGGCGCGAGCAGUCCGCCGUCACCUGCGACGAAGCCUACGUGGAGGCGCAGAGAUGGAUUGAGGCAGUAACCAAGAAAAGAUUCUGGAGCGACGACUUCCGAUCCGCGCUGGAGAACGGCGUUCUGCUGUGCGAUCUGAUCAACAAGAUCAAGCCGGGUCUUAUCAGGAGGGUUAACCGGCUGCCCACACCCAUCGCUGGCCUGGACAACCUCAACGUCUUCCUCAAAGCCUGCCGGAAGCUGGGACUAAAGGAGGCGCAGCUCUUCCACCCCGGAGAUCUCCAGGACUUAUCCACGAGGGUCACAGUCAAGCAUCAAGAGACCGACAGGAGGCUGAAAAAUGUGCUGAUCACCAUUUACUGGCUUGGUAGAAGAUCUCAGUGUGACGGUUUCUAUGACGGGUCCCAGCUGAAUUUGAAGGCGUUCGAGGGCUUACUGGGCACUGCACUAUACAAGGCUCUGCAGGAAUCGUCCGGUCCAAAAAGCGUCAGCGUCAGAGACAGCGGUUUUGGAGACAGCUGGUGCGCAGAGCGAGAGGAGCCCUUCCAGCUGAGAGAGGAGGGAGGAGGGGCAGGAGGUCACUGGAGAGACGACUCCCGGGACAGCUUGGACUCCUUGGGCUCCGGAACCCAGAGCAUCUCCUCUGACAUCACUCUCAAAGGCAGCAGCGAGGGUUGUUUCAGCGACACCGAGGCCGACUCCUUCCUCGGCAUGGCCGACAACAAGAGCGCUCUCAGCUACCGCCGGUCAGUAACCCUCACGCCAAAGGCCAGCUCCCAGUUUAACCAGUUCCUGCCCACCAAAGACAAAGCCUCGGCCUACGUGCCCGCUCCACUGAGGAAGAAACGGGCUGAGCGCAAUGAGGACAACCGCCGCAGCUGGGCCAACCCCACCUACGCCGAGGACGGAGCCACGCUCACCAGACAGCAGCAAGUGCAAGAGAGUUUCGACGGGAGUAAAUCAACGAGCGACAUCCAGGUGGAGUCCAGCAUCGCCCGGCAGGCCCGCUACGAGGAGCUGCAGAAGUACCGCGAGCAGAUAAAGGAAACUGAGGAUAAGUGGCAGGAUGACCUGAGCAAGUGGAAGAACCGGCGCAGGAGUGUCAACUCUGAUAUAGUGAAGAAGAAAGAAGAGAGGGAGAAGAUAGAGGAGAGCACGACCGGCAGCAGAAGGUCCAAGACCUUCAAGGAGAUGCAAGAGGAGAGGGAAAAUAAAAGAAACAACAGCGUUGGCGGUCGCAUUGGAUCUCUGUCUUACCUGGACGACGAGGACGUAUUUGACACGCCGGUGGCUUCCCCUCGUCCCCGGACCCUCCCCGCCAGGAGCUACACCAUUGACACUCCCUACUAUUCUUCCGAGUCCCCCGAGCCUCCUCUGAGAGAGGACCAACCCCCAGCUGCUGGCAGGGCCGCUCCCCCUCCCGCCGCAGUCGAGGCUCUGGACAGUCCUGCCGGCAGCGCCGCCACUACCGCCACCGCCCCCAUCGCCCCCAGCAGCCCCGGCCUCCCCCGCAGGUCCCGGCCUCCGGCGGCACCGGCGAGUUCUCAUCGCCCAGUCUCAGAGCGCAGCGGCCCGGUCGAGGCGGCGGCGGCGGUGGCCGCCGUCUCGUCUUCAAGCGCCCUGAAAAGGUCGCCCGAGCCGAGGCUCCCGCUGUCGGGCCCACAGACGGAGGCGGUGGCCCCCUCCUCUGCUCCCCUGUACCAGCAACCAGCACAGCCCAGCUCAAUGGACGCCAAGCCUCCCGGGGUGUCUCGGGUUCCCGCCUCCCUCCCCAGGAGCUACCAGAGAGCAGAUAGCGCUCGUCUGACCUCGGUUGUCGCGCCGCGGCCCUUCGGGACCCAGUCGUCACGCCUCAGCUCUAUUCCCCGGGCCUUUGCAGUGGAUGACCCGCAAAAGCGCGUCAACGGCGACGCGGCUUCCAAGAAGACAUCGGUGCCGAGCCGCUAUCACCAGUACAUGACCUCGGAGGAUCAGUCUCAGUCCAGCUCGGCCCACAGCACCGAGGGAGAGGAAGAGGAGGUGGAGGACGAGGACAAGACGGAGAGCGUCCCCUCCACUCAGAGCGUCUCCCCCGUGCCGGCCGAAGCCCCGGACGGUCCUUCUCCAGCCAAAGAGAGCAGCCAGGAGGACUUCCGCGAGAAGCGGAUCAGCCUGAACCAGAAGCCCAACAGCAGCAGAGACUUUGGCUUCCAGGCGGCCUGGGACUCGACGGGAGCUCGCGUCUCGUCCAUCCAGCCAGGAAGCCCGGCAGAAAUGUGCCAGCUUCAGGUCGGGGACGAGGUGCUGACGGUGAACGGGCACCAGGUGGCACAAAUGAGCUACAUGGACUGGAAGUCCUGCAUGGAGGAGGCCCUGCAGGAGGGCAGUCUGAUUAUGGAUAUACGCCAUUACGGCAGGAACAACUGGGACAGAGACCAACCUCCCAUGCCAUUUAAAAGCCAUAAGACCAUCAAUCUGACCCGUAUGGAUCAUCCGAUGCUUCUAGGUUCCCCCGAGCCCAACCCCCCCAUCGCCAGCCUGGAUUUCACCUCACGCGCCUCCGUGGAGAAGCUGCCUCCCACAGAGGCCCCCGCCCAGCCAGCCCCCGACGUAGCUUCAAACGGCGUAAAUGGAGGUUUGCGUGAGCAGGCGGUGACCAUGAGGAGCAAAGACUCAGAACCCUUAUCUUUGAAAAACUUAAAACGGAGGUCAGAGUUUUUUGAAAAAGGUGUCUCGGGGUCCCAUGUCAGUGCGCUGGUCUACCUCUGUGGUGAACAGGGAGGAUCCGAGUCUGCAAUGCCAGAUAUUCCCGUCCCUGCGAUCACGUCAACCUCCGGCCGCUGGACUUUCGACCCAGAAGAGGAGCGCAAAAGACAAGAGAAAUGGCAGAAGGAGCAGGAGCGCCUUCUACAGGAGAAAUAUAAACGCGACCAGGAGAAGUUACAGGAGGAGUGGCUGAAGGAUCAGGAGGAGGUUGCCAGGAGUCUGGACCAACAACAGCCAGAGAGCUUGGAGGUGAGCGGGCGUGGCAUCGGCCCAACGUCCCCCCUCUCUCCUGUCGGCCAGCCCACCACUCCUACGUGGGAGGAGCAGGAGAGAAAGCGGAAGGAGGAGCAGGAGAGAAAGCGGAAGGAGGAGCAGGAGAGAAAGCGGAAGGAGGAGCAGGAGCGCCAAAGGCAGGCGGAGGAGAGGAGGAAGAGGGAUGAGGAGGAGCUCCAGCUGCGGCGGCUGCAGGAGGAGAGGGAGAGGAAGGACAGGGAGGAGGAGGAGAGGAAGAGGAGGGAGGCGGAGGAGGAGGAGCUGAGGUGGCAGAAGAGGAGGGAGGAGGAGAGGAGACGGCAUGAAGCUUUGGAGCAGCAGCGCAGGGAGCGUGAGCGAGCCGUGGUGGAGCAGCAGCAGCAGCAGCAGUGGACAAAAUCUAAAUCCUCCCCCCAGCUUGAUGCAGAGGAAAACCCUCAGAAAAAAGUGGCGGGCAGCGGGCUGGGAGAGAGGAAGGGUCAGCUGUCGGCCUCGCAGGCAGAGCUGGAGCGCCAGCAGAUCCUGAACGAGAUGAAGAAGAAGACCCCGCUGCUAAGGGACAAAAGCUGGAUCCGCCAGUGCGCCCCCACCACCAACGAGUCCAACGUGCCGCCCAUGCGCAGAGGUGAGUCCCUCGACAACUUGGACGCCUCCUACAACUCGUGGCGCUCGUCCUGGACGCCCAGAAGCAACUCUCACGGCCAAAGCCACGCUCGGCCUAACUCGGCGCUCUCCGGCAGCACUUCCCUUUACGGCUGGGGGGCGUCGGGGGCCCAGCGGCCCGGCUCCUCCACCCUGACGUCCGCCUCCUCCAUGGGCUCCCUGCGCGCCGGGGCGGGAACCCCCACUGCCCCAUGGUCCCGGCAGUCAGCGUCCCCCUCCCCAGAGCCGGAGGCAGGCCCCCACCAGCAACACAACAGGUCAGUGAGUGGCAGGAAAAUCUGUACGUUCUGUGACACCCCGCUGGGAAAGGGAGCGGCCAUGAUCAUCGAGUCCCUCGGGCUCUGUUAUCAUUUGGGCUGCUUUAAGUGCAUCGACUGCAAGUGUGACCUCGGAGGGUCGGCAGCCGGCGCCGAGGUCAGAAUACGAAACAAGCAGCUCUACUGUAACACCUGCUACAUGCGAUUCAAAGCUGGCCAGCCAACCACUAUGUGACGUGACUGUACUCCAGCAGAUAGACGAGGAGACCACCUGUGACAACAACCCCUGAGCGCUCCGCGUGCACCGAAGCCACGGCGGGUCGCCGGGCUCACCGCGUUCACACACACUUUCCAUUUAUGGCUGCAGGAAUCUAGCUGAUGAAAAUGAUAAUGCGUUUUAUUUUUUAUUUUCCGUGUGCGAUUGAGAGGGUUAGCUUGCAAAGACGUUAUCUGCUUUAACAUGUUUAUAUCUGAAUAAGUAUUAACGUUGUACAAAAUGUAAGGGUUCUGCAUGCAUCCGCAGGUUUUUAACUCUUUUAGCCACAAAAAUUAGUCAAAUGGUGAAAUUGUUGAUACGAUUAUCGAAGCAGAUCUUUGUAAUGACGUCCGAGGUGACCAAUUUUAAAGAUCUGAAGAGAUAUUUUGCUCCUGCUUCUACUUUUCCGUCGAGUCUUGUGGUAAUAACAAUGUAUUCUCAUCGCGUCUAUGUGCCUUUUCAUUGGUGGGAUUAGCAAUUAAGAUUAUUAGGAGCCUUUCAGCAUAUCUAAAGGUGUCUGCUUGGAUAGCACUUGUCUGGUGUUUUCACUGAUGGAUGGAGGAAUUGUACACACAGGGUUCCGUGUGAACAAUAUAUCGCACUAAAUGGCAUUGAGGCAAACAGUAACAUUUGUAAAUAAAAUGACUAAACUCUCA